CCCGACGAGCCGCUCGGAGGAGCUCGCAGUCCAGUUGAAGGCACAGGUUGGAUCAGCAUUCCCCCAUCCCUCCUCUUGGACAAUAUGGUAGCUUGGAGUGGAGGCGCCUUGUGGCCGGGGCCUGCAACCGGAGGCCGACGGGGACCGACUGAGUGAGAGAAGGAAGGAGAAGCUUUGGAGACUCCGCUACCUCAGUAGCUACUUGAGGACUCCCGAAGGUUUUGCACGCUUGCACCUCUUGAACAAAGAUUGCUUACCGACGAAAAGGUUUAUGCAGAUCGCCCCUUCCCCGUCGUUUUUGUUUUAAUCGUGUACACCACAUUAUAGUUAACGUGACAAGAGUUCGUGAUCGUACACAAACCGGCACCAGACUUUCAUUUUCACAGUCGCUCUUUUACACUGCCUUUAAACGUCAGCUAAUAGAAGACUCUUGUUUGCGACACGUCCUAACUGGUUGCAAAGCAACGUUUGAGUUUUUUCUUGGGGAGAGAAGAAGAAAACAAAGCAUCUCAUAAUUCAAAAUUAACUGCAGUUCUGAGUAAUUUGAAAGGAAAUUGUGAGCCAUAAUUCUCCUUGCAAUGUCUUUUCAUAUUACGUUAUCAUCGAAAGUCACGGAGUUUGGCGCAUAAAAUGUAAAAGUAAUUUUAUGAGCAUUGCUUUUAGCGUUUCUAAACAAUUUUAAACUGGUUUAAACCUCUGCAGUAUUACGCAAUUAAAAAAAAAAAUCAAAUUCAAAUCAGAUUCUGAAUGAUGGGGAAAAUGAAAAGUGUUUAAAUGCAAUUAUGCUUUGAAGCCAGAGUAUGCAAAUAUUGGAAAAGACUUGUCAGAACAUAUUGCAGCGGAGUUAAUUACCUUGCGUUUAAUUAUAUGGAACUGACCUUGGUUUGAAAUAAAAGUAAUAAUUGCUGGAAAAUAUCAGUAUAUCUGAAUAGGUGUUUGUUAUAUCUUCCUUGAUUUUACAAAUAACUGGAACAACAUCAGUAGGAUGCAAGUUAUCUUUUAUUGAAGAUGUGGAAAGAUUUGUAUGAAAAGGCAUUUACAUGUAUUUUGUGAAACAGAUAUCACAGAUUUUUAUUUGAGGAAAGAUAGGAGCCACCCGUGUUUGAAACUUUGGUUGAUAAAAGAUUUUACAAAAGAUGGCUGAAGAACCAACGCAGGCUGAGAUUGAUCCUGACUUUGAACCAAAAAGUCGUCCUAGAUCCUGCACCUGGCCUCUACCAAGACCAGAAUUGACAACUGUGAAGCAGGAGGAUUCUGCUACAGGUACUCCCACUGAAGAAGAAAAGCAGGAUGUGUCUGAUGCAAGUGCUAUAAAAUCAGAGAGUGAAGUUGGUCUGAAUGCAGAGGCUGGUUUGCAAAGUGGUGCAGCAAAUGCUCAGCGGAAGAGUUCCUCGAGAAGAAAUGCAUGGGGCCAUCAAUCAUAUGCAGACCUAAUUACCAAAGCUAUUGAGAGCUCUCCUGGCAAGAGGUUGACACUGUCUCAGAUCUAUGAUUGGAUGGUCAAAUCUGUGCCUUACUUCAAGGACAAAGGCGACAGCAACAGUUCAGCUGGGUGGAAGAAUUCCAUUCGACACAAUCUUUCUCUGCACAGCAAAUUCAUCCGAGUCCACAAUGAAGCUACCGGGAAGAGCUCGUGGUGGAUACUCAAUCCUGAAGGUGGCAAAAGUGGAAAAUCGCCCAGACGAAGAGCAGCGUCGAUGGACAAUAAUAGCAAGCUUGUCAAGAGCAAAGGAAGAGCUGCCCGGAAAAAGGCUGCCCUUCAAGCAGCUCAGGAGGGAAAUGCUGAUAGUCCAAGUUCACAAAUUUCCAAAUGGCCCGGCAGUCCUUCCUCGCGCAACAAUGAGGAUUCUGAGACUUGGACCAGUUUUAGACCAAGAACAAGCUCUAAUGCCAGUACGUUAAGUACUGGACAUUUGUCCCCCAUAAUGCCAGAACAGGAGGACGUGGAAGAUGAACUUCAUUCUGCACUUGUCUAUCCCAGCUCUUCGAGCAAGCUGCCAUCAACGCUCACUGAAAAUAUAAUUGAAGAACUUGAACUCAUUGAUAGUUUAAACCUCAUGUCAGCAUCAGCUGCAUUGUUGCCAACUCCACAAUCAUUAUCCACUGGAUUGAUGCAACAAGGCUCAACCUAUGCAUUUAGAUCACAAAAUUCUGUCUCUGGAUCAAAGGCUUCCACCUAUGGAAACUCUUUCUAUGAUCCAUCAGAACUGACAUCUGUGCAAAGCCACUUUAGUGUACCCGCAACUCUUGAAGCUCUCCUGACUUCUGAUUCACCGACUCAUACUGAUGUGAUGAUGAGCCAAGUUGACCCUGUAAUGCCACAGACAGGAGGUCGACUAACCAGUGAAAAUUUGAUGCUGUUGAACAUCGGGUCUCUCAGCAGUCCAUCUGCAGAGUCGAAAGGUAAUCAGCCCAGCCAACAAGAAAAAUCUGCAGGAUCACCAGCCACUUCUAUUAAUGCUAAUACUUUACCUCAUACGUUGAGUAUGUUGGGACCACCAUCUGAUGCAAACCACAUGCCCACUUUGAAGGCUCAGCUCCAGUGCCCACUAAGCCAGGCUUUGCAAAUUGGUUUGCCGUCCACUGUCAACUCGAACAGCAACUCUUCAGGAGGAGUUAAUAUGAAUCAUGAGAAUUUCCCACGAGAUCUUGAUUUGGAUAUGUUCAUGGAAAGUCUUGACUGCGAUGUGGAUUACAUAAUUGAUCAUGACCUCAUGGACGAUGAAGGACUUGAUUUCAACUUGGAUCCGAUUGCCACUAACCCAUCUUAUCCCAGCACUUCACAGUCAUCUUCUCGUAGCUGGGUGCCAAGUUAAUUUCCAAUGAAUGUGUUGCUGCAGGUUUGUUGUUUGUCAGCUGUGGCAGUCAGCUCCCCUCACAAAGAAGUUUUAUUCAAAACUCAUCCAGGAGUCGAGCAUCUGUUCCUGUUUGGCAAUAUUCUGACAAAAUCGUCGAGGAAGACAUUUUCUUUCUUGC
Molecule: messenger RNA, 2976 nt
Organism: Leucoraja erinaceus (little skate)
Lineage: Eukaryota; Metazoa; Chordata; Chondrichthyes; Rajiformes; Rajidae
Gene: foxo4
Product: forkhead box O4
Exons: 3
Coding region: 1137-2816 (559 amino acids)
Biological process (GO): regulation of transcription by RNA polymerase II
Cellular component (GO): nucleus
Molecular function (GO): RNA polymerase II cis-regulatory region sequence-specific DNA binding; DNA-binding transcription factor activity, RNA polymerase II-specific
Source: RefSeq, a predicted model, not a curated record